CGACAGCCACUGUUUACCUGUAAAGGGUACCUCUACCUUCUUGCCCUCGGCAUCGUUUUUGGUGUACUUGCUUUGAUCUGGUUUGUCAUCCAUCAUCCACGAGCACGUCGCGUGACAGCCAAAGUCUAUCACCAGCUUGCGAAUCUUCAGACGACAACGACCCCUUUGCCACGCCUAAGCUAUCUUUAGCUAUUGUGUCACAAGCGAAGGCAGCAUCGUCCUUACGACUUGGCAGGGGUGACCAUCUACAACCUCGAGGCCUUCACAAUCCAGGGGCACUUCAUUAUUACCAAUCCUCCAUCGAAAGCCCGUAUAUAAAACUGCGCGAAGCUCGGCUUCGCCAACCCUCCUUCUCACCAUGUCCAACAACGACUCUUCCGAUACCAGCUACGUCAAAAUGUCUACCGCCGACGUUGCCUCCCCCUCCUCUGGCACCAGCGCCGGCACCGACGCCAGUCUAGUCGGCAAACACUGUCAGCUCGAAUAUUGCAAUCAGCUCGACUUUCUCCCUUUCCUCUGCCAAUCCUGUCACAAGACCUUCUGCCUCGACCAUCGGUCCGAGUCAUCGCACAACUGUGCCUGCGCGGGCGCUUGGGCCGAGCGUCGCCGGCUUGCCCAGCUUGCCCGGCCCUCCGCUGGCGAAGGGAAACGCAUGCGCGAGCUCGUUUCGCAAAAACCCUGCGCCGACGACGCCUGCAAGACCAUCAUUGGCACUUCCCUAGUCCCGGGCGUGCACUGCCCCUCUUGCAACCGGGACUACUGCCUUAAGCACCGGCUGGCUGAAGACCACGACUGUAAAUCCAAGGUUCCAAUCGGGGCGCGAGCAGCGUCCGCUGCGACGGCUGCGGCGAUGCAAGCUAGCGCCAAAAGUGCGCUCGAACGGUUCAAGCUGUGGGGGAAAACGAAGCGCGAGGAGGCGGCAAGAUCGCUACCGAAACCGAAACCGAGCACGGCUGCGCAAAGGGUGAUUGCGAAGAGGAUAUAUCUGUAUGUGGAGGCGGAAAGCGAAACGGCCAAGGCGAAGAUCCCCAAGGGCGAGUUCUUUUACAACAAGGAGUGGGUGGUGGGGAGGGUGUUGGAUGCGGCGGCUAGGAGUCUGCAGGUGCAGAAUAUCAAUAAUCAGUCGAGCAAGGAGGAGGAUCGGCUAAGGGUGUUUCAUGUGGAGGGCGGGAGGAUGUUGGAGUUCAAUGAGAAGAUCGAGAAGGUGUUGGUGAAUGGGAAUACGAUUGUGCUGUUGAGGGGGGUGGGGCCGCCACCGGAUUUGAUUGAGAUGUGAGGGAGGGUGGCUGGUAAUUGGAGGAUGUGGGAUAGUGGGAGUUGGUUCGCAUUUUCACUCUAUAUAUUCUGAGAGCAUUGCGAUGGGCUUUCAGGGGUUUUGAUAUUUCUCAAGGACACUUCCUGAUACCAAGUGCUGGGACUGGGAUGUUGUUGGGGCAUUUCCAAGAUGACUUCGCAUGUAAUGAAAUCUUUUGCAACUUGUCAAUC
Neurospora hispaniola is the source of this 1485-nucleotide messenger RNA. RefSeq lists its product as uncharacterized. Lineage: Eukaryota; Fungi; Ascomycota; Sordariomycetes; Sordariales; Sordariaceae. Gene Ontology annotation, molecular function: zinc ion binding. Gene Ontology annotation, cellular component: cytoplasm. The record is from RefSeq and is a predicted model, not a curated record. The transcript has 2 exons. The coding region runs from base 359 to 1276 and encodes 305 amino acids.